Messenger RNA from Ictalurus furcatus (blue catfish), 4724 nucleotides. RefSeq names its product glutamate receptor ionotropic, kainate 2-like. The record is from RefSeq and is a predicted model, not a curated record. NCBI's taxonomy places the organism in Eukaryota, Metazoa, Chordata, Actinopteri, Siluriformes, Ictaluridae. Gene Ontology annotation, molecular function: kainate selective glutamate receptor activity; transmitter-gated monoatomic ion channel activity involved in regulation of postsynaptic membrane potential. Gene Ontology annotation, cellular component: postsynaptic membrane; presynaptic membrane; kainate selective glutamate receptor complex. The coding region runs from base 1 to 2745 and encodes 914 amino acids. The transcript has 16 exons. Gene Ontology annotation, biological process: modulation of chemical synaptic transmission; monoatomic ion transport; synaptic transmission, glutamatergic.
AUGGGCAGAAUCAGCGCGCGCUUAUCUGCUCGGAUUGUCGGUUUCCCACCGAGACUACUCCUGCUGCUGCUGCUGCUGCUGCUCGCGCUCUUCACAGGCUGCAGUCACGCCAUGCCGCACGUCCUGAGAUUCGGAGGGAUUUUUGAGUCUAUUGAGAGUGGUCCUUCUGGUGCUGAGGAACUGGCCUUCAAAUUUGCACUGAACACCAUCAACAGGAACCGGACGCUGCUGCCCAACACCACGCUCACCUACGACAUCCAGAGGAUCAAUGUCUUUGACAGCUUUGAGGCCUCAAGGAAAGCUUGUGAGCAGCUUUCUUUAGGUGUGGCAGCCAUAUUUGGGCCAUCACACAGUUCCUCAGCCAAUGCAGUGCAGUCCAUCUCCAAUGCACUAGGAGUGCCACAUAUCCAGACCAGAUGGAAACACCAAGUGUCAGAUAAUCGCGACUCAUUCUACGUUAGUCUCUAUCCUGACUUCUCCUCUCUCAGCCGUGCCAUCCUGGAGCUCGUUUACUUCUUCAGGUGGGAGACAGUUACAGUGGUGUACGACGACAGCACGGGUUUGAUUCGUCUGCAGGAGCUGAUCAAAGCUCCCUCUAGAUACAACAUCCGUCUGAAAAUCCGCCAGCUCCCCGCAGAGACUAAGGAUGCCAAACCACUUCUUAAAGAGAUGAAAAAAGCAAAAGAGUUUCACGUCAUCUUUGACUGUGGCCAUGAGAUGGCUGCGUGGAUACUCAAGCAGGCUCUCUCUAUGGGGAUGAUGACAGAGUAUUAUCACUACAUCUUCACAACACUGGAUUUGUUUGCAUUAGACAUGGAGCCAUACCGCUACAGCGGUGUGAACAUGACCGGGUUUCGGAUCCUAAACACGGAGAGUGCUCAGGUGUCCUCAAUCAUAGAAAAGUGGUCUAUGGAGAGACUACAGGCCCCUCCGAAACCUGACUCAGGACUACUGGAUGGAUUCAUGACGACAGAUGCAGCGCUGAUGUAUGAUGCAGUGCAUGUUGUAGCAGUAGCCGUGCAGCAGGCACAGCAGAUCACUGUGAGCUCUCUACAGUGCAACCGACACAAGCCCUGGCGCCUCGGAGGGAGGUUCAUGAGUCUCAUUAAAGAGGCUUCGUGGGAUGGUCUGACAGGGCGAGUUAUCUUCAACAAAACCAAUGGCUUGAGAACGGACUUUGAUCUAGAUGUGAUCAGUCUGAAGGAAGAAGGACUGGAAAAGAUUGGCACAUGGGAACCUCUGAGUGGCUUAAACAUGACAGAGCAUCACAAGAGUAAAGCGUCCAAUGUUACAAACUCCUUGUCUAACAAAUCACUAAAGGUCGCCACUAUUCUGGAAGAGCCCUAUGUGAUGUUUAAGAAGUCAGAUAAACCUCUCUGUGGUAAUGAUCGCUUCGAGGGCUAUUGUGUGGACUUGCUGCGUGAGCUCGCCGCUAUUCUGGGAUUCCAUUACGAGAUCCAAUUGGUGGAGGAUGGGAAGUAUGGAGCAGUAGAGGAGAGCACAGGCCAGUGGAACGGCAUGGUGCGAGAACUUAUAGACCAUAAAGCAGAUCUGGCGGUGGCUCCCUUGGCCAUAACAUAUGUGAGGGAGAAGGUGAUCGAUUUUUCGAAGCCCUUCAUGACUCUUGGGAUCAGCAUCCUGUACCGCAAACCCAAUGGCACAAACCCUGGCGUCUUCUCCUUCCUCAAUCCCCUUUCCCCUGAUAUCUGGAUGUAUAUUCUGCUGGCUUACUUAGGUGUCAGUUGUGUGCUGUUUGUCAUAGCCAGGUUCAGCCCAUAUGAGUGGUAUAAUCCUCAUCCCUGUAACCCUGAUUCGGACAUGGUGGAGAAUAACUUCACUCUGCUAAAUAGUUUCUGGUUUGGAGUUGGGGCUCUCAUGCAACAAGGGUCUGAGCUGAUGCCCAAGGCUCUGUCUACCAGAAUAGUUGGAGGAAUCUGGUGGUUCUUCACCUUGAUUAUCAUUUCAUCAUACACAGCAAACCUAGCUGCGUUCCUCACUGUGGAGAGAAUGGAGUCUCCCAUUGACUCAGCUGAUGACCUGGCCAAGCAAACGAAGAUCCCCUAUGGUGUAGUUGAAGAUGGUGCUACCAUGACAUUCUUCAAGAAGACAAAGAUCUCUACUUACGAUAAGAUGUGGGAGUUCAUGAACAGCAGGAGGCAAUCUGUGAUGGUAAAGAGUGUAGAAGAGGGCAUCCAGCGAGUGCUGACUUCUGACUAUGCAUUCCUCAUGGAGUCCACCACAAUUGAGUUUGUCACUCAGCGCAACUGCAACCUCACACAGGUUGGAGGCCUCAUUGAUUCCAAGUCCUAUGGAGUGGGAACACCUAUGGGCUCUCCUUACCGAGACAAGAUCACUAUAGCGAUCUUGCAGUUGCAAGAAGCAGGAAAGCUUCACAUGAUGAAAGAGAAAUGGUGGCGGGGAAAUGGUUGUCCAGAGGAGGAAAGCAAAGAGGCAAGUGCACUGGGAGUGCAAAACAUCGGGGGCAUCUUUAUCGUGCUGGCUGCAGGCUUGGUCCUCUCUGUUUUUGUGGCUGUAGGGGAAGUGCUAUACAAGUCCAAACAGAAUGCACAGAUAGAGAAGCGAUCGUUUUGUAGCGCCAUGGUGGACGAGCUAACUGUGUCUUUGAAGUGUCAGCGGCGACUCAAACAAAAACCUCAGCCUCCCACUAUUGUCAAAACUGAGGAAGUGAUAAACAUGCACACCUUCAAUGACAGAAGACUGCCAGGAAAAGAGACCAUGGCUUGAGAGUCAUCACUUCCCUGCCUCUCUCCCUUCUCAGGGAGGUGUGAGAAAGUGUGGGGCAAGAGAGAGUCUGGGGCAGGAGUCAAUUCCGCAAUGCCUUUGGGUCCACCUGGACCAAUCACAUCAGAGAUGUUUCCUGUGGAAAUCCAGAUACCUGCGCAAAAUAAAUCUGUAAACCUUUAUGGAACUGCAUAGAAAUUAUAUUGGUUUAAAGCUCUUGCUAUGCCUCACACUGUUAGGAACAUAAGAAUGAGAUUUUACUACUUGUUCUUACUGUACCAAUAUCCAGUCCAGUAGAUGUUCAACAUCUCCCUGGAUGGAGAGCCUCAGAGUUUGAAUAGUACAAUUUUAUAAUAGUUCCAUUUAUAAUAGUGACUUUGAAUGUGGAUGAAAGAUUAACUUAAGAGUUUAGGCCAAAGCUCAAAUACAGCUUUUUAGCUAAACAUACCCUAAGCUACAGUGGCCCAUAACUGAAAAACACAUCGCACCAAAAUCACACCAUCAAAACCAAGAACACAACAGCAUUACUUCAAAGCGGCAACAUGCUUGUUGCUCAUUGGACACAUUGUAUGACUAUCACAACGGGGAAAAGAAAAAUUCUUUCUUCCUAAUGACUCACCUUUAUUAAGGUAUGAUCUAAAGUUAACAGCAUUUUUAGAAUAACAUCAUAUUAAAUUUCUUGAUAAAAAUAAACAUGUAAAAGCAUCAGAAGGUGAAUUUAGGCUCAUAAUUCCUCUUAUUUUAAACUUCUGCCAGCUCUUCAUUUUUCAUAUUUGUUUUCAAACUAAUGCAAUGAUGUUCAAUAAGGAAAUAUCCUUUAUGUUAGUAGUUUAUGCUGUUGUGCUUUUGGUUUUGCUGUCAUGUUUCCAAAUUUGCUUGUUGUGAUUUCUGAUUUAUUGUUGCAUUCUUGGUUUGUUAAUGUGUUUUCCACUUACAGGGCACUGUACUAAGCUAUUUUUGAGCUAUACCUUGGGUGUCUAGUAAUCUUCAGACCUGGGAAAAGCUCAUUAAAUAAGUAGGUUUUGAGACAGUUUUGACUGACACAAAAGAUUGUAAAACAACAAAAGUUGUAUGAUAGUUGUUGUAUGAACUAAACUGACAAAUGAAGCUUAGAUUUUUGUGAUUUAGCUGUUUAUUCCGACUGACAUGAAUGGAAACACCAUAAAAUUGAGUUGAAAGAGGCCAAACAUCUGUUCAGAGGGAACUCAACAUACAACUUUUGAACUUUAUUGCUGUUAUACAUAUGCAAAUGUCUACAGGUUUGUUUUUUUUUGCGUUUGUUAACUUAAAAGAAAGCUGGAAUCAGAGUUCAAGCUAAGCAAUUGUAAAAUAUGAACUUACAACUUUUGGCCAUUAUCAUAAUCUGAUAAACCUGGAAUCAAACAGGAAAUAUACAUUCAUACACAUAAAUUCACUGAUUGAUCAUGUUUAAAAAUCAUGAUUUUAAUAUGGUUAGAGAAGUGAAAAUGUGACUCUACAGGGGCAAAAUUAAUUAAUUAUUAGGAAUGACCAUUUGUACUUGACUCACAAGUCACAGUCAAUACACAGUACACAAUAAAUGCAUGAAUCAUGUCAAUCAUGUCCCAAAUUUUUGGAGACGUUUUGCGGCCAUGAAAUUCAUAAUUACCUUAUUUUUUUUCUUAAACUGGUACAUUUGCUCAAUUUAAACAUUAGAUAUGUUUUCCAUGUUCGAUUGUGAAUAACGUCUGGGUUUAUGAGAUUUGCACAUCCUUGUAUUCUGUUUUUAUUUAUAUUUAUUUACAUUUUACACAGUGUAAAACUUUUUUGGAAUUGGGGUUAUACUACACUCAAUCACAUUACAUUUAAACACAUUGAACAAAUUUAAUAUAGCCAGGUUAGAAUAAUAGUGUUGUUACAAUUCUAAAAUUCCAUUUCCUAUACAAAAUUAAGUACCACAAUACCAUUACAGAAACUAUACCGUGCUAAGAAAAAAAAAAAGAAAAACAGGAAAAUGUAUAACA